UCCAGUUAUUCUCCGGAGGAUUACAUAGUAACAGGAUUGCGACACAACCUACAAAUCAGAUUUGUUGCAAAGACUGAUAUUUUUUUGUGUGAAUAUUUCCUCUUAAAAAAUGUGUUCUGGGAAAUGUGCAAAAUGCCUGGGCAUUGCCCUAAUUCCACUAGCCAUUCUGUGUAUACUGGCCAAUAUCUUACUCUUUUUCCCUGGUGGCAAAGUUGCAUCAGAAAAUGGACAUAUCUCCGAUGAAGUUUGGUACUUUGGAGGGAUUGUGGGUUCUGGGGUUGUGAUGAUCUUCCCAGCACUAGUAUUUCUUGGAAUGAAAAAUAACGACUGUUGUGGAUGUUGUGGCAACGAGAGUUGUGGGAAGAGGUUUGCGAAUUUUUCUUCUAUUAUAUUUGCUGCGGUUGGAUUUGUAGGGGCUGGUUACAGCUUUAUAAUUUCAGCAGUUGCAAUAAAUAAAGGACCAAAGUGUGGGGUAAAUGUGACUGAUACCAGUAUACUUCUGGGCUGGAAUAUAACAUACCAGUAUCCUUUUGAAAAUGGAAACUAUCUAGGGGACCACACACUAUGGGAUGAAUGUACGGAACCCAAAGAUAUAAUUCCAUGGAACCUGACUCUCUUCUGCUUGCUCAUGAUAAUGGGUGGGGUUCAAGCAGUUCUCUGUGCUAUUCAAGCCAUUAAUGGACUAAUGGGGACAAUCUUUGGAGACUGCAAGUGCUGUGGAUGUUGCGGAGGGGGUGAUGGACCCAUUUAAUUUCUGCCUGACAUAUAUGAAAAUCCUACUGCAAAUCUUUCUUCAUUCAUGGAAAAGGUCUCUGCAGUGCAUAGGACAGAGUAUGUUAAUACCCUCUUAACGAACUUGGAGAAGAAGGUCAAGAAUGAAGAAUGUGUCUUUCAAUGCUCUGAGCAGACCUUCUAUAAAGCAUCAAAAUACAAUGAUAUUUCCCCCUGUUUAUCUGGAGUUGGUAAAAAUUGAAUUGUAUUACUGAUUUACUGAUAAGUAAAACCACACUGACCACAUAACUUGUACAAUAUAGAAAACUUAAUAUAUUUGCAAUGCUGUUUUUAGUGUGGGCAAGUAUAUUUAUUUAUGUUUUAUAAGCAAUGGGAAAGUCUUAGAAUCUUAUUUAAAGACAUUUACCUACGUAGAAUUAAGACCCAGCUUGUUAAGCAAUGAAACAUAAUGAUCAAGCAAAAUUUUGGAUUAUCGAUCAGUGUUCAAAAGUUUAUUUGUCUAUAUUUUCACUAAUAAAUGAUCAAUAGUACUUUUUUAAAAAUGGCAUUGUAUUGUGAUAAUAUGACUCAAUUUCUUCUUCUUAAGAAAAAUGAUUUUAGUGGCUUGUUACACAGAUGUGAUUACCAAAUACAUCCAGCACAGAACUGUAGUAAUACUGUGCAUCAUCAUAUCAAACGACAGGUCAGUCUUGUCAAGUGAUGUUCUUCAUAAAUUGGCAAAACGUUCCAAACUGUUAUUUAAAGACUUCUGGACAAGACAUUGUGACUUGCUUUCAUUGUUGAUUCAAAGGUCAAUGUUGCAAUGCACGAAAUAAAGUUUAUCACAUGUAUUUGUUUAA
Pelobates fuscus (common spadefoot toad) is the source of this 1571-nucleotide messenger RNA. Its product is annotated as transmembrane 4 L6 family member 4-like. Gene Ontology annotation, cellular component: membrane. The transcript has 5 exons. Lineage: Eukaryota; Metazoa; Chordata; Amphibia; Anura; Pelobatidae. The coding region runs from base 110 to 751 and encodes 213 amino acids. The record is from RefSeq and is a predicted model, not a curated record.